Messenger RNA from Recurvomyces mirabilis, 738 nucleotides. RefSeq lists its product as uncharacterized. The transcript has 2 exons. Gene Ontology annotation, molecular function: protein binding. Bases 1 to 738 code for a protein of 245 amino acids. The record is from RefSeq and is a predicted model, not a curated record. Lineage: Eukaryota; Fungi; Ascomycota; Dothideomycetes; Mycosphaerellales; Teratosphaeriaceae.
AUGCCAGCCCACAAGCUCGUGCUGGCUCAAGGUAGCGACUACUUCAAGUCAUGCUUCGAAGGCAGCUUCAGCGAAGCGCAGUCCUCCGCUCUCACACUCAAUGACGAUCCGGACCCGCAAGCUCUAUUCCUCCUCAUUGGCACCCUGUACGGUCACCCAGCCUACGACAUGGAGGCACUACGAACGCUAGACAAUCCGAUCACGACCAUCGUCCGCAUCGUCGACCUCCACAUCGUCGCUAACAAGUAUCUCGUCCCCGCGCUGAGCGCCCAGAUCCUGGUCGAUCUCCCCACCAUGCUUCAGCACCUCCGCCCAGGCGAAGCAUUUCACAGGGCGCUGGAGUCGGUGAGUAGACACGUCUAUCUUGAUCGCGUUGAUGCCGCUCGCGAGCUGCGCGGCGCCAUAGUAGGGCAUGUCGUCAAGUACAUACCAGCCUGGACCACCUGCGAUGCCUUCAGAGCGCUGCUUGCCGACAUUCCGGAACUGGCCUUCGAGCUCCUCGUCGCGCUUGUUGGUCCUGAUAAUCUUGCCAGUGAGGCGAAGGAGGAGACGAAGGCUGCGAUUGCAAGCAGGAAACGCGCGAGAGUCAGUGGCGAUGACUCGAUUAGAGAGGUGCGCACUCCACCUUCUGUGAGGGCGGGAGUAAAUCCGCCAUUGAGUGCAUCGACUUUGAGAAGGAGCAGCAUAGACCAGGUCACCCGGCGUCCGACAGGAUCACAGCCUGCCAGAAGGCCAUAA